CGUGCCCCGAGGCGGCGGCCGGCUGCCUUCGCUGUCCGACGCUGUGCCUCUAAUCUGUCUUUCAGAUCGUUUGUACUUCGCUACUUUACGAACUAAACCGAAAAGUACCGUAAAUACCCACUACUUCUGUACCGAUGAGGAAUUGGUCUAUGAAAAUUUCUAUGGAGAUUUUGGACCUCUAAAUUUGGCAAUGUUAUACAGAUACUGCUGUAAACUAAAUAAGAAAUUAAAGUAUUUCAGUCUCUCAAGAAAGAAGAUUGUGUACUACACCAGCUUUGACCAGCGGAAGCGAGCGAACGCAGCGUUUUUAAUAGGUUCAUAUGCUGUUAUAUACUUGAAGAAAACACCAGAAGAAGCUUACAGAACACUUUUAUCUGGAUCUAAUCCACCAUAUCUUCCAUUUAGGGACGCUUCGUUUGGGAACUGCACAUACAAUCUUACGAUCUUGGACUGUUUACAGGGAGUAAAUAAGGCCUUGCAGCAUGGAUUUUUUGACUUUAAGACAUUUGAUGUGGAUGAAUAUGAACACUAUGAGCGAGUGGAAAAUGGUGACUUCAACUGGAUUAUUCCAGGAAAAUUUUUGGCUUUUAGUGGACCACACCCGAAAAGCAAACUUGAAAAUGGUUAUCCUCUUCAUGCACCUGAAGCCUACUUUCCUUAUUUCAAGAAGCAUAAUGUCACAUCAAUCAUAAGACUAAACAAAAAGAUUUAUGAGGCAAAACGCUUUACUGAUGCUGGUUUUGAGCAUUAUGAUCUGUUCUUCAUCGAUGGCAGCACACCAAGUGACAGUAUAGUCCAGAGGUUCCUGAACAUCUGUGAAAAUGCUGAUGGUGCCAUUGCUGUACAUUGUAAAGCUGGCCUGGGGAGAACAGGAACUCUGAUUGCCUGUUACAUCAUGAAGCACUACAAGUUCACACAUGCUGAAGCCAUUGCUUGGAUAAGAAUUUGUCGCCCAGGCUCUAUUAUAGGACCCCAGCAACACUUCUUGGAAGAGAAGCAAGCAAUGUUAUGGCGAGAGGGAGAUCUCAUCCGAUCGAAGCAGAUACAGAGAGGAGUUGAUGGAAACAUUAACAGAGUCCUUUGUGGCUUAAAUGACAUUUCCAUCAGUGACAGUCUGAAUAAAGCACAAGACUUGGAUCAGUUCAAGGAGAAUGAUUCUGAAGACAAAGAUGUGGAAGCUCAGAAUGGGAUAACACAGGGAGAUAAGCUGAAUGCCUUAAAAAGUCGUAGGCAGCCUUGUUCUGCUACAACUGGAGCUCUGAGGCUGCAAGACAUGAAACUGAACACCAGGUCAAUAUCACAACACUUCAGACUGAAUACUUCAGGUAGCACAGAAGGAUCCAUAUCUCCUCUGAAGGCCUCCAGAGUGAUGGCAGUCACUUCACCGUCUGCAGAAAGAAUAAGCAGAAUUUCCACGUCCCCAGGCUCUAACCUUAAAAGCGUUUCCAUAAACUCCAGACUAGCCAGUUCUCUAGGGAACCUGUAUGCUGCUUCAGAUGGUGAUGAGAGCAAAAUGACAUCAUCGUCCUCUAGGACAGGUUUUUCUGUAAGCCAUAUCUCCAGUCACCUGAAUGGCAGCUUGCAGCUGCCACACAGAGUAAACCAUGAACUGAACAACAACUUGUACAACAGAAACAGCAGUAGUGGCAACAGCCUGAGCAGCCCAAGCAGUUUUCCCAGCGCCGUGACAGAUGAGUAUGCACCAGCCUUCCUUUAUGGGCCUUACAGCUCCUCCAGCACCAUACCAGAGGCCAUUCCUUCCCUUCAGUCUGGGUAUGUUCAGUACUAAAGCCUUGCUGCUUUGGUGAAACCUGCUGAGCUCUUCAAAAUCAAUGCCCUUCAUGAUGGAGAAGAACUGAAGAAAAGAAGCUGCUCAUUAAAAGGAGGAACCUUCAAUACAAGGAUGUAUUAAUUUCUUAACACCAAGAGGAGACUUCUUAACAGGCAGAAAUUUAUUGUUAAUGACUACUGCAGAUGCACUGAAGUUGAAUUUAUGGAAAUUACUACCCCAUGUUAUAUACAGAUUUAAAUUUUUUAUGUUGAGACAGCUUGAAUAUAUUUCUAAUGAGUUUCAUUAAGACAUUUAUUAACAUGUGUACAGUGUUAAAAUAUGUAUUAAGAGAAUAUUUUGGUAAACUAUAUAUAAAAAUUAUGUAAAAACUAGAAUAUAUUUUAAUUUAGGGUCUACUUUGCUACAAAAAUGUGUAUUUUAAAGAAUUUGUACAUGUUUAUCAAAGAUACAAUUUUUUUUAUGAACAAGAGCUUUUUCUUGUUUUAUGGGUCCAUCAUUAUUGCUUAGAGCCUAAUGUAAUAUAAUUUUUUACUAAUUGGUCUUCUGUUAAUUUGAUGGAAGUCUAACUAGUGAGAGAUUUGUUAUUACAAUAUCAACGAAAAGCACUUGAUACAUAGUCUGCUUUCCAUUUCUGGCUGCUAACAUUUCUUAAGGAAACACAAUGAAAGAAAAAUAAAGGGAAAAUAUUUGUUGAGAUGUGAUGUAAUUACAUGUUCUGCUGCAACAAAGAAGUAAUUUAUGUGAUGACUCAAUUGUACAAUUAACGCUCUUUCAAUUUCUUAAAGGAUUUAUGUUUUGUUUUCAAUGUAGAGCGUUAACUUCUGCUAUGCAAUAUAUGCUGCAAAAAUGAAGGCAGACCAAACUGAAGUUGGUAAAAAUGUACAAUGAAUUAGGUAGCACUGCAUACUUGCAUGCUUUUAACCUACAUUUGGCAGUAUGUGUACAGUUUCCUUAGCAACACACAGUAUAUGUUGGACAUACAUUAAAUUUUUAUCUAUCAGUUGGAUGCUUCAUAAACCUGUACAUUUGUUGUUAAUCACAUGGCUGAGGUAGCCUCCUGUAUCAUGGAAGGUUUUUGUCAUAGUAAAGAUGCUCUUUACUCUGUGGAAUGUACAGGUCAGUCAGAUGUGGUUAGGAAGGAAGCUUAGGAUGAAAUGGUGUUACAGGGAGGUACUAAAGAUCAUGUGUAAAACUUUCAGAACUCACAAGUGCAUGGUAAGGAAAAGAAUAUAAGCAACUGUGAGGGUUUUAUUUGCCCCUCAUGUGCAAGACAAAAACAAGACAGCUUUGUUACCUGUUUGUUUUUUCACUAUCUGCAGAAACUUGAAAAUAAAACUUAGUUCAGUCGUCAGUCUUUGUUCCUGGAGACCUGUGAAUACCCUGCAUUUGCUUUACACAAAAUUGCUAUGGAAAGUUGUACUGAAAGUGUUCAAAAGCAAUACACAGAGCAGCUAUAAAAAUGAAAAUCACUGACUAAAAUUUACAUGCAAUACUGUACAUUUUUGCAACUGUGUAUAUGUAAAAUAUACACACAAAGUAGCAUGUGUGUGUAUAUAUACAAUAUACUGUAUAUGAAUUAUAGAUUAAUAAGGUAAUUCUACCUCUCAUAAAGAAUUUUUUCAUUUACUUUGUUAUAAAUAGUUUUCCUUAAUAAAAUACUGAUUAAUUUUGAAAUGUAGAUAUAUAUAUAUAUAUAUAUGCAGCUAAUUGAUAAUAAAAUGCCUGUAUAAACAA
Molecule: messenger RNA, 3526 nt
Organism: Onychostruthus taczanowskii (white-rumped snowfinch)
Lineage: Eukaryota; Metazoa; Chordata; Aves; Passeriformes; Passeridae
Gene: CDC14A
Product: cell division cycle 14A
Exons: 15
Coding region: 191-1789 (532 amino acids)
Biological process (GO): regulation of exit from mitosis; protein dephosphorylation; positive regulation of cytokinesis
Cellular component (GO): mitotic spindle; centrosome; nucleolus
Molecular function (GO): protein serine/threonine phosphatase activity; protein tyrosine/serine/threonine phosphatase activity
Source: RefSeq, a predicted model, not a curated record